This is a messenger RNA of Gadus morhua (Atlantic cod), 2024 nucleotides long. RefSeq names its product zinc finger containing ubiquitin peptidase 1 (gene zup1). Bases 223 to 1935 code for a protein of 570 amino acids. The transcript is spliced from 12 exons. Gene Ontology annotation, molecular function: ubiquitin-like protein peptidase activity. NCBI's taxonomy places the organism in Eukaryota, Metazoa, Chordata, Actinopteri, Gadiformes, Gadidae. The record is from RefSeq and is a predicted model, not a curated record.
UCGAAUGUGUCUAGACUGCCCAGGAAAAGUCAAAGAAGAAGAACGUUACCAGGCUCUGAAAUCGAAAGAUUUGGGAAAAGGGAGACUAAUGUUAUUUUUGGAACGACGUCAACGAAGUUAACUGUUUUAUCACCUUUUGUGUUUGUAUUUCAUUCCUUCAUGUAAGCUCCGGAACACACCUUAAGACCUUAAUCCUAGGUGUGUCAUCGCAUUACCGAAGCAAUGCUGACUUGUGUGAUAUGUGGCGAGGAGCUCUUAUUUGAAGAAGAUAUGAAGACACACCUUCUUCUGAGCCACUUGGAGGACGAAAUGAGCUGCCCACUGUGUUCUUUAUCGGGGGUGUCCUAUGACGACCUCACCUACCACAUGAACACUGCACAUCCAGAGAACCAUGUCCAAGCACAAGAACCUCACCGUGACAAUAAUGUUCCUUCCAACCCCACUUCGUGUCCCUCUUCGGGAACACAAGCCACUAUGAUAACAGAAACGAAGUGGAUGAGGAAUGCAUUCCCAGCAACGUCAUUCGGUGGGAGAACUUCCAGCGACAAAAUCCGCGGUCCGAUUUCAACCUCAGGGAGUGCUUGCGUCACUCCUGACUCCAGUCCAACCACCCGGGGAUGUGGUGGAGAUGAGAGAAAAACACAAGGCGGACAGUUUCCAUGCCCCAUGUGCACCCUGGUCUGCAGCACCAGCCCCUUACUACAGGAACAUGUGGAGGUUCACCUGCAGGUGGAGGACUCCGCUAAAGGAGAGGGAACCCGCUUCUUGUGCCCUGUUUGCUCCGUAGUCUGUGAUGACACCCCCUCUCUGCACGAGCAUGUGGAAGAGCAUUUCGUUGAACUUACGAGAGACAGCUCUGCGUUGGCUCCAGUGAGUCCUGGUGCCGACCUCCGCCUGGCUCGCAAGCUCCAGGCGGAGGAGGACCAGAGGAGGCGGAAGGAGGAGGCCCAGCUGGAGGCAGUGGAGUUCAAAAAAUUGAAGGAGCAGUUUGGGCUGGACGGCGGAGGGGGCUACCGGAGGCAGCUGGAGAGACGGAUGGAGAAGGCGGUGGCCCAGGGCCUCAUGGCCCCAGCAGAAUACCACAGCAAGAGGGCAAAGGUGAUGGAGGAUCUUGCCUCUGGCCUUGACGACGGCACCACCAGAACACAGGGCACACUGGGAGCGCUGUGGGAGUACUACCAGCGGGACCCCCGAGGCUGUGCUCACAUCUGGCUGAGUGCCGAGACGGACCACUACAACUCGUCCGAGGGGGACAACGGCUGGGGCUGUGGCUACAGGAACCUCCAGAUGCUGCUCUCGGCCCUGCAGAGGAUCCCGGUUUUUGCCGACCGCCUGACAGAGGGGGAAAUCCCCAGCGUCCCUCAGCUCCAGCGAAUGAUCGAGGGGGCCUGGAAGGAAGGGCUGGACCCCCAGGGUGCCUCCCAUUUUAACAAGCGGCUGCAGGGCACGCGCGCCUGGAUAGGGGCCACGGAGAUCUACGCCCUCCUCACCUCCCUGGGCCUGAGGGCCCGCAUCACAGACUUCCAUAAACACAGCGGACCGGGCGACACCCACCCCAGGAUGUUUGAGUGGGUGAAGCAGUACUUUAGCCAGUCCUCCAGAGGCGGCAGGCUUCCCCCCAGGGUGGUCCAGACCGCUCUGCCCCCCCUCUACCUCCAGCACCAAGGACACAGCCGCAGCAUUGUAGGCGUCGAGGAGAGGAAGAACGGCAGCCUGUGUCUCCUGGUGUUGGACCCCGACUGCGGCGUGGCCAACGCCAAGAAGGUGCUGAGCGCCGACGGCCUCUCUGCCGCCAUGCGCCACAUCCGACGGUUCCCUAGCAACAUGAAGCACAGACAGUACCAGGUGGUCUGCGUGGACCAGGUUUUGUCCCCCGAGGAGAAACAGGUUUGUAUUCGGAGCUCAGCAACAUUGCGGGUGGCCCGGAUUCCUUGACAACACGAUUCAGAUUUUGAGACGUUUUUAUUGUGAUUUGCUCAUUUCCUGUUUUAUAAUUGAAUAAAUUCUAUAUUUUUUCUUUUACA